UCCCGCUCCACCACUAUAAAGCCUCCUCCUCGCACCGCUAGGUUUCGGUCCCUUCUCCAUCUCCACUUCCUCGGCGGCGGCGCAGCGGCGGCGACAAGACAAGGCAAAAUGACCAAGGGUACGGGCAGCUUCGGCAAGCGCCGGAACAAGACGCACACGCUCUGCAUCCGCUGCGGCCGUCGCAGCUUCCACCUGCAGAAGAGCACCUGCUCCUCCUGCGGCUACCCCGCCGCUCGCAUCCGCAAGUACAACUGGAGUGUGAAGGCUAUCAGGCGCAAGACCACGGGAACUGGAAGGAUGAGGUACAUGCGCCACGUGCCUCGCAGGUUCAAGAGCAACUUCAGAGAAGGUACCGAAGCUGCCCCCAGGAAGACAGCUGCCGCCAACUAGGUCUGAUUUUGCCAUCAGGAAUCCCGUGAAGUUUGAAUUUGAAGACUUUUACUUUGAUGAUUGUACCGUCGAAGCUAUUGUUGCUAUAGCAUUCAGUAUGGAUCUGAUAUGUUUUGUUGCAUGAUGUUGAAAUUUGACCUCUAAAUCUUGAGCAAGAGCAAAUUUGUGCGAGUUUA
Molecule: messenger RNA, 566 nt
Organism: Lolium perenne
Lineage: Eukaryota; Viridiplantae; Streptophyta; Magnoliopsida; Poales; Poaceae
Source: RefSeq, a predicted model, not a curated record